This is a messenger RNA of Esox lucius (northern pike), 6232 nucleotides long. RefSeq names its product multiple epidermal growth factor-like domains protein 6. Bases 168 to 5018 code for a protein of 1616 amino acids. The record is from RefSeq and is a predicted model, not a curated record. Gene Ontology annotation, molecular function: calcium ion binding; scavenger receptor activity; protein binding. Lineage: Eukaryota; Metazoa; Chordata; Actinopteri; Esociformes; Esocidae. The transcript is spliced from 37 exons.
CCCUCUUCAGUCUCUCCACAUACGGUAGUCAACUAGUUAGAGGAAGCGUUGUACUCUUGUUUUGAGGGGUGCUCAGUCAGAAACAGUAUGCACAGCAUUUUUUUGACGGGACUGUAAGAGGCAUUUGCUGUCACCACUUCACUCUUUACUUGGUCUUCACAGUAUUAAUGAAAAUGUUUUUGGACAUUUUAAUUUGGUUUACUUUAACACUUGGCACCACGCGCGUCGCAUUAUCUCUGGAGUUAAAACCUGGCAUGCCCAACGUUUGUGCGGACUCGGAGAUGGCCAUGCUGGGUGCGCGCCAGCCUUGUGUUCAGGCCUUCACCCGCAUGGUCAAGGUCUGGAAGCAGGGCUGCACCGGUCAUCGCUGGUGUGUCGGCUACGAGAGGAGGACCGGUUACUACACAGCCUACAGACAGGUGUACAGUAUGGAUGUGCACAGCGUGUACAGGUGCUGCCCAGGGUGGAUACAGAAGGGCGAGGAAAAGGGCUGUCUGCAUCGGGAAUGUGCUGCUUCUACCUGCUUUAAUGGGGGCUGGUGUGCUGAUAGCGGUGACCAGGUCUGUCAGUGUCCUGCCGGAUUCCAGGGAACACGCUGCCAGUAUGAUGUUGAUGAGUGCUCCACUGCGAAUGGCGGCUGUGAGGGACAUUGCUGCAACACCAUUGGAAGCUUCUACUGCAAGUGUCCCGAGGGCCGUCAACUGGGCCUGGACGGCAAGGCCUGUCAGGAUGUGGACGAGUGUGUGGAGCUGAAUGGUGGCUGCCAGCAGACCUGUGUGAACACAGAGGGUUCCUACCACUGCGAGUGUCACCAGGGUUACCGCAUGCACACUGACGGAAGGACCUGCAUUGCUGUGAACUCCUGCUCUGUGAAGAAUGGCGGUUGUGAACAACGUUGUGUGGGCAUGGCCAAUGACCACUUCAGGUGUGAGUGUCAUUGGAACUACCAGCUGAAGAGGGAUGGGAAGCACUGCCAGUUGAAGGACCCCUGUUUGGACGGGAAUGGAGGCUGUGCUCAUCUCUGUGAUUCUCUGGAUGGUCAGGUAGAGUGCAGCUGUAGACCUGGUUACACGCUGGCCAGAGACCGUCUGGGCUGUCAGGACAUUGAUGAGUGCACCUCGGGCCAUGCUAUGUGUGUCCAUCACUGUGCCAACACCCAGGGGUCCUUCAGCUGUGUAUGUAACCCUGGCUUUGAGCUGGGCGCUGAUGGCAAACAGUGCUACCGCAUUGAGAUGGAGAUAGUGAAUAGCUGUGAGAAAAACAACGGGGAAUGCUCUCAUCGCUGUGAACACAGCACCAAUGGACCCCUCUGCUCCUGCUCCCCUGGAUACCGGCUGUCCGACGACAACAAGACGUGUGUCGACAUUGACGAGUGUGAGAGCGGGGAGGCGUGCUGCAGUCAGUCCUGUAAGAACUACCCAGGGGGCCACGAGUGCAGCUGCCAGGCCGGCUACCGACUCCACCCUGAUGGCUGUGGCUGCAACGACGUUGACGAGUGCCUGGCGGAGAGUUCUGUCUGUGAGCAGUACUGUGUGAACACACUGGGGACCUAUGAGUGUUUCUGCAGACUGGGCUUCCGUCUGGACCAUAACCACAGGGCCUGCAUCCCUCUGUAUGGCAGUGACCUGUUUGAGGAGGACGAGGAGGUGCAGGAGGAGGAGGAAGAGGUGGCGGUGCACAGGUUGCCAGAUUUGCUUUUCCGACAGCAGCCACCCAAGCUCCUGCAUUACACUGCUGCCCUGCACUCCCCCUACAGGGAGGAGGGGGACGAGGAGGAAGAAGGGAGGGAAAACCGAGGGGAACUCACUCUGAUCAGCCACACCGUGUGUCUAGAUGAGUCUUUUGGGCAUGACUGCAGUGUGAGUUGUGCUGACUGUCAGAAUGGGGCAGUGUGUGGCGUUGGCAGAGACCGCUGUGAAUGCACACCUGGAUGGACUGGCCUCAUCUGCAAUGAGACAUGUCCUGUGGGGACCUAUGGACAGGCCUGUAACAGUCUUUGUCGGUGUCAGAAUGGGGGCUCCUGUGAUCCGAUGACCGGGAGGUGUGUGUGUCCCCCAGGGGUGCGAGGCCAACUCUGUGAGGAUGGUUGCCCACAAGGACGCUUUGGGAAACACUGUAGACGGAGGUGUAACUGUCCCAACAACGGGCGCUGCCACCGCCUCAACGGAGCCUGUCUGUGUGCCCCGGGGCUGUACGGGCGCUUCUGCCAUCUGCCUUGUCCCAGGUGGACCCAUGGUGUUGGCUGCUCUGAGGAGUGUGACUGUGUUCUGGAACAUUCCCUGGGCUGCCAUUCCAAGAAUGGAACCUGUCUGUGCAAACCUGGCUACCACGGCCCUCAGUGUCAGCAUGAGUGUGUAUCAGGGUUAUAUGGUAGUGGCUGUGAACAGUGGUGUGACUGCCCGGGGGGCAUGACCUGUGACCCGGCGAGUGGAAAGUGCUCUCGGAGGUGUCCUCCAGGUCUCCAUGGGGACCAGUGUCAGCUAGCAUGCAGCGCUGGUCAGUUCGGUGACAACUGCCUCCAGUCAUGUAAGUGUGAAGCAGCACCAUGUGACCCAGUGACAGGACGAUGUAUCUGCCCUGCUGGGAAGACAGGGGAUGCCUGUCAACAAGACUGCCCAGAGGGAUUGUGGGGUUUCGAGUGCCAGAACACAUGUGAAGCGUGUGAGAACGGAGCUUCCUGCAACAAGCAUACAGGAGCCUGUGACUGCGGCCCUGGGUUCACGGGACAACUCUGCCAGACCGUCUGUCCCUCAGGAUCACAUGGGCCAGGCUGUCUGAGGGCCUGCGUCUGUCACCCGGACUCCCGCUGUGACCCAGUCACCGGACACUGCUCGUGUCAGCCGGGCUUCUCAGGAUAUGACUGCACCAUGCCGUGUGAGGUGGGGUUCUGGGGCUCCGGGUGCUCCAGCAGAUGCCGGUGUGCAGACCGAGCCCUCAGCUGUGAUGCUGUGACUGGCCGGUGUGUGUGUGAGGCAGGCUUCACUGGAGACCACUGUGAACACAAGUGUGUGGAGGGCAGCUUUGGUCUGAACUGUGGAUUGGACUGCCAGUGUCAGAACGGGGCUCUGUGUGAUCAUGUCAGUGGGGCCUGCACCUGCUCUCCUGGAUGGGCUGGAAGCAUCUGUGAGAAAAUGUGCCCGGACGGGUUUUACGGUCUUGACUGUGGCCAGAUGUGCCAGUGCAGGAACGGCGCCCGCUGCCACCACAUCACUGGAGCCUGUCUCUGCACCCCUGGCUGGAUGGGACCACACUGCAUUCUGGCCUGCCCUGAGGGGGCUUUUGGGCAGAACUGCAGCCGGACCUGUGGGUGUCAGAACGGAGCCACCUGUCACCACAUCAGCGGUGGCUGCGACUGUGGAGCAGGAUGGACCGGAACCAACUGCCAGGAGGUCUGUCCUGCUGGAUGGUAUGGCCAGAACUGUUCCCAGCGGUGUCUGUGCCAGCAAGGCUCCUGUGACAGGGUGACUGGCCAGUGUUCCUGCCCCAGUGGGUGGACUGGAGCAGCCUGCGAGCUGAACUGUGAGGAGGGGCUCUAUGGAGAGGGCUGCACACAGAACUGCAGAUGUCAGAACGGAGGGACGUGUGACCGAGUGUCCGGAGGCUGCCGGUGUCCCCCCGGCUGGACCGGAGAGCGUUGUCAGACAGCCUGCCCGGAUGGUUACCACGGAGGGGGGUGUGAGCAGAAGUGCCAGUGUGAGCCGGGGGCGAGCUGCCACCACGUCUCGGGAACGUGCGUGUGUCCCCCAGGAUGGAGAGGGACCCGCUGUGAAAAACCCUGUCUGCCGGGGCUGUUUGGUGCCUCCUGUGCCCAGCAGUGCCAGUGCCAGGCUGGUAUGCCAUGCCACCAUGUGACUGGAACAUGUGGCUGCCCUGCUGGUCUCACCGGGAACAGCUGUGAGGAGAUCUGUCCAUCAGGUAUGUUCGGACCAAACUGUGCUCUGGUGUGUCAGUGUUCUGGGGUCCAUGAGCACUGCCAUCCUGUCACUGGAAGGUGUACCUGUCCACCAGGUUACUACGGCAACUUCUGUCAACUCAAGUGUUCAGAGGGAACAUAUGGGCCUGGCUGUAAGGCCUGGUGUCAGUGCAAGAAUGGUGGUCACUGUGACAGUAAGACAGGCAGUUGUGACUGUGCAGCAGGGUUCCUCGGAGCUGACUGCAGUACUGGCUGUCCUGCAGGGUACUACGGGAAGGACUGUGCCCGUCUCUGUUCCUGUGGGGAGGGAGGGCAGUGCCACCCGGUGACCGGGAGGUGUAUCUGCGCCCCAGGCAAAAUCGGACAGUCCUGUCAGCUAGCCUGCCCUAGGGGGCGCUAUGGGCUGCAGUGCAGGAACACGUGUGUCUGUCAGAACGGAGCGCUGUGUGAGCCCAGGGAUGGGAGCUGCACGUGUGGCCUGGGAUGGACUGGAGUGCACUGUGAGACAGCAUGUGUCCAGGGGAGGUUUGGACCGGACUGUUCCCUGGUCUGCUCCUGUCAGAACAACGGGACGUGUGAUCCAUUCACAGGCUUUUGUAGUUGCACUGCUGGACACUACGGGCCCUCCUGUGAACACCGGUGUCCCUCUGGCUUCUUUGGACAGAACUGUGGCCGUCUGUGUGAGUGCCGGGUGGGACGGACAUGUGACCACGUGACGGGCCGGUGUCUGUGUCCACCUGGUUACCAUGGCUCCCAGUGUCAGAGACGGUGCACGACGGGCCACUUUGGGGAAGGCUGUCGGCAGUCAUGCGACUGUGUCGCGGGGACACCCUGUCACCAUGCCACGGGACAGUGUCUCUGCCCCCCAGGACAGACUGGACGGAAAUGUGAGAAAGAAUGUGCAGCGGGUGGUUUCGGCCCGGGCUGUUCCCUGCGGUGCCAGUGUUCUCACCAGGCCCGGUGUGAUGCUCGUAAUGGUCGCUGCCAGUGUCCGGUGUCCUGGCUGGGCCCCACCUGCACAGAAGGACCACUACAAACUACAGAGGUCCCAGCACUGGGGUUUUCUCCCUCCCUGAAGAGGCGUUCUGGUCUGUCCCGCUCAUAGCUUGGCUGGGGGCCCCACAUCUCAAAAAAACCCAGGCAGACUUCUCAAACACUGAACAAGGUGCCCUACAUAUUGAACCAGUGGGCACCAUUGGAAGGUUGUGUACAGUUGCCCAAACAGACAGACUGGAGGAGGAUCAGGUUAAGACCAGACACACAAGGGAACUAACCUUCAAGUCUCCACUUGUAUUCUGCACAUUUGUCUGCAUUAGAGGCCGACCUGCUCCCAAGCUUUUUGGGAGCCUGCAGAAAGGCGCGACGUAGGUUUAGUUGAUCCGAUAACGGGUCACACAUGGAGCAGGAACGUGGAUGGCCGUUGGAUGCUGGACUAAGCAGAGCUCUGUGACCAUUCAUGAGCGUCUCAGGACUGAACCACAUCCCAAGUCAACUAUCUGAACCAUCCACGAACCACAGGUCAAACCCUUCCUGUCCAUUCGUAAUGUCCUCACCUGGCAGCUACGUGGACAGACAACCGCGCUGGUGAAUGAGCAGGUGUGUGCCGAAGCACCAUUGUCACAAAACUAUUCAUAAAGGCCACAGUCAGGUGAUCAGUGGACUGCUGCCUCUUUGAACUUGCAUGUGGUCUGCUCUCAAGUCAUUGGCCUGGGCUGCCAUGGGGACGGAGGGGUCUGUGUCGCUCAACCACCAGGACUGCCAUCUACUCUCAUCUAAUGUUCACGGAGAACGCGUGUUCUAUUGGACCCGGGUUCUUUGGACUUUGCGUGUCUGAUUGCUUAUCAUAAAUUGUUAAUAUAUUUAGAAAUUGCUUUUGGUUGUAUGUUUGGUUUGAUAAGGUCACUUAUUGCAAAGUUAUCCAUCAAUUUACUACUGUUGUCACUAUUACUGGAAAUGUAACAGUAAAACUGACAGUAUCACCUAUAUUUUAGCCAAAUAAUCUGUAUAUUGUCAUGUAGAAAGGUUUUUAGACUAUUACAAAACAUUUGAAGUGUACCUCAGGGUACUGAGGUGUACUGUGUCUGUAACAUGUACUGUGUCUGGUUACAGGCUUCAUGUAAAUGGUGCUGUUUUUAUACCUUAAAUUGUUACUAAAUGUGGUUACAACAAUCUUAUUUCUGUCCCUAAUAUCACAACACCACAUAUAAGAAAAAUACAUGUUUUUACCUGGGUGCAGUGUAGCAUAAAAUUGGGAUCUCUUCUGGUAGUUGGAGAGAUGUGUAGAUGGAGGGGGAGAGAGGGAGAGAUGAGUAGACGGGG